This is a messenger RNA of Aegilops tauschii subsp. strangulata, 528 nucleotides long. Lineage: Eukaryota; Viridiplantae; Streptophyta; Magnoliopsida; Poales; Poaceae. The record is from RefSeq and is a predicted model, not a curated record.
AUGUGGCUCCGGCCCACGGUCAAGUACAUCCCAGCCCAGCCCGGCCCGGCCCGGCCCAUGGUGGGUGGCAGCGUGGCCCAGGGGCAGAACCGUCAACCGGUGCCGACCAGCCACAGCCAGCCUGCGGCCACCAAGAGCCGGAGGCAGAGAGAGCAGAGACAGAGAGCGAUAAGCAGAGAGAGCUCCUCAUCCGCCUGCUCCCUAUAUAUAAUCCCCAAUUUCGUCUCCCAGCAUAUAAAGCCUCCCGAUUUCGAACCCCCCAUCCCCUCCCCUCCCCCCCACUCCUCUCCCCCGAUCCGCACCCUCACCCCGCUCCAGGACCCGCCGGAUCUCGCCGCCAGGACCGUCGUCGACCCGCAGCCACCGCAGGUGAUUCCCCUCUCCGUCGCCCCUUCGAUUCCGUCCCGCAGAUCAAAUCGCUGCCCGCUGUGUUGCUCUGUCGCCGGCUUCUGCUCCGUCCGGGAUCAGCCCUGCCCGCCGGAAUGGGCUGGGCCGCCGCCCCCGGGGCCUCCCGCUCUGCUUUUCUAG